GCGGUUUUUAAAUGAUUAUUAUUAUGUAUGUUAUCUUCAUGAACAUACGACGAACGUUUAAGGACCUGUCACUUCGCUGAAAUUGUGAAAGUCUCGCUGUGGCAGCUGCAGCGGAUUACUUUGAAAAUAAUGAAUUUACGUGACUUGUAUAUUUUUCAUAGCGACGUCGAAAUCUGAAUAUUUUAAUGAUUACUCGGAAUGCCGAGUUUCGAGAAUUUGAGCCCGAAAUUGAUAGGCAAAAUACUGGGCUACUUGAGCUAUGCCGAAAUAUCCAAGCUCCGUGGUGUUUCGAUAAAUCUACAUCACGCAGCGGUAAGUCGUUUGAAUUCGGCAUUUUUGGAAAUGGGACCCAGACUGAUAACCAAAUACACUGAAUAUUUGAUUCUAAUCAAAACUGAAAAUCGAAGGUAUUUUAUCCAAAGAUAUACGCUUGACAACCUUAUUAUAUUUAUCGUGCAGAGAGAUUAUAGUUAAGAAAACUAAUCCAAGGUAGAAUCACUGAAAGUAUAAUGCAAGGUAUGGCGAGUGAUUGAAUUUUUUGAUAAAGAACGAAACAGCUGGUCCGAUAAACUCUCGUUUCCUUAAGUUGCAAAUCAGGUGACGCGAUAUUUCGUGGUCGGUUUUUGAAGCUACUGGGCAGUGAGCACGCGAUCUUACUGGCAUUAUGUCGUAACUACGUAACGAAUGGCAAGGGAUGUUUUUCGCCCGGUAUAUGACUAAAAAAUUACUAUGAAUGUAGAUAGCGUCGUUAUCACAGAAUUGAAUUAAUUGAAACUAAAUUCCGUACAUUUUUCGAUAUGUACAUACAUACAGGAGAAAUAUUAGACCUGUUCGACGAACUGCAAGAUAAUAAUCAGUCAACCGCGGGAAUGCAACAAGAUGAAAAUAAAAAACUUUCCAGACUAGUACUGUUGAUCGAUCAGUACCUGGAUUGGUUUGAAAAAUAUCGAAUCGGUUACGAAGAACAGUGUUCUUGGUACGGUGCGUGCAUCGUCGAUCUACUCGAUUCAUAUUUGAGUUCUUCCUACAAUCUGGUCGCUACUCACGAUGGGCCAUUGGUUAAUUUAUCCGGUCGUUACGUGAUAAAAGGUCAGUCCGAGAUACCGCCAAAAAUAAGCGAACCUCUAGGGGGUCCGAUAACGCAGAAGGAACUAUUGCAAGUACUCCGAUACAUACGAAAACACGCCCGAUGGUCGAAUUUCGUAAAUUCAUUUCGCAACGAACCGGAAAAUUGUUCCGAAUCAGAAGAGGAAGAUAGCGAGGAGGUUAUAACCACGGAUAACAAGGAAGACGGUUACCAAAGAUCCUACAGAAGAAACAAUUCUAAAAAUUUUAACGAUUCGUACGACGAAAACGUAGAGUCGUUAACAGUGAUGGUAAAUCUCAUCUGCGAGAGAUCUCGCGGUCCUAUUCGUUUGAGAGGUGGAUUUGAGGAGAUGAAUUCCUGGCGAAAAGGAUUAGAAUUCUUAACCCGAGAAAUCAAUUCGAAUCACCCAUCUUUGGCGGAAAAUUUGUCAAUUAUUUCAAACACCAACGAUUCUAAUUUAUCCUUAAAAUCAAAACUUCAUCAAUUAAAAUCGAUAAGAGAAUCCGCUGCCGCAGCUACAAGAGAAUCCCCUGCGAAUAAUUCGAAAACUUCACUACAUCACAAGUACGUAUUCAAUCUCGAAAUAAAAUCUAUUCAUCCCGCUAAAAAUGAUGCGAAUAUUUCCGCUGGUGAAAAAUUUGGCGAAACUAUGCUACACAUCAGCCAUACAUCGCAGCACACGUUCGGAGCACAAACGGAAUGCAGUUUGUAUUGAAAAAAUAGAAAAAUUAUAUAUAUAAUAUCGAGGAAAAAAAAGUGGAGAAAAAUAUUGUGGUACAUAAGCUGAAUAAAAGAAAAUUAUGAAAAUAAGAAUGACUUCUUAUGAAGAAUGAAUUAUAUAGUUGAGUAAAAUCUAGAAAAUUCGGGUGAAUCUGAAUACGUUAUAUUCGAUGACCUUGUAAAUCGUUUGUGAUUUUAUCUUACAUUUCGAAACUCCACCCAUGUAUAACGUGUGAAAUAUCAAAACAACCGACCGCAUUGUGUGGUAUUAGGUACAGUUAAGGGAAAAAAAGGAAAUAAAAAUUACGAACGACAGAAAAAAAGGAAAAAAGGCGCACGAAAGACCACAAGUGCGACUGCAAAAUGAGCCGCAGCAAGUUUCCAAUGACAAGUUUCAAGAUAAAACGUAUGCCCAUAGUUGAAAUAUCA
Athalia rosae (coleseed sawfly) is the source of this 2236-nucleotide messenger RNA. RefSeq lists its product as uncharacterized. The record is from RefSeq and is a predicted model, not a curated record. Bases 798 to 1802 code for a protein of 334 amino acids. The transcript has 5 exons. NCBI's taxonomy places the organism in Eukaryota, Metazoa, Arthropoda, Insecta, Hymenoptera, Athaliidae.